UCUUUAUUUAUUUCACGCAUAAAUCAAUACUAUAAAAAUAUUUAUUCUGUUACAUAUUUUUAUAAUGUUGCUUUUUUGGAUUCAGAAAAAUGUCUACAAGACAUCCAGCGUUCAACUCUCAAAAGAAAUGAACAAAGGUCCAGUUUUCGAUGUAUCUAUGUUGAGCCUAAGAGAUUAUUUGGAACAGAUGAUCUAAAUUCCAAUGAAGGUAUAUUUUUUUGUAUAUCGAAAUACUAACGAUCAAAUUUUAUAAUUUUAUAGCUUUGUAAAUCUAACUGGAAAACAAUGCAGAUGUAGCAGAAGUACAUUAUAAUCAGGAAUAUGAUCUAAGCAGUGAAGAUAGUGGUGCAUAUUCUGAUCUCUCAUCUCAUUCAGAAUAUCUAUUCAAGGACGUAGGAUUUGAGGAGUUUGACUUUCAGCGUGUUGUUACAAUACUAAAAACCCGUGAUGCCAAAAGAAGGUCAAGUAAAAUUAGAUCCACAUUAACUGCAACCCUACAAACUAUUGGUAAUUUACACAUACAAAUCAAUUAUUUUUAUGAUUAUUUUUUUCUUCAUAUCAUUGUAUACCCAACGCUCAAACGUUCCUGUGUUUGAAACAGCAUAUCUCGAUGAGGGAAAUCCAACUUUCAAAUGUGAAUACUGUAAGGCCAAAAUGUGGUAUGGUGAACGUCUAGACCGGAAGACAAACACAAAGAAGAAACCUAUUUUCUCACUAUGUUGUGGACAAGGACAAGUCAAGCUGCCUUUGUUGAGAGAGAGUCCAUUAGUUAUUAAACAGUUGCUCUAUGGGAAAGAUGAGAAAAGUCGAUACUACCAGAAAAACCUAAGAGCAUUAAACAUGCUGUUUUCAUUUACUUCUCUCGGUGGCAAAGUGGAUCGCUCGAUUCCUAAUGGUCAUGGUCCAAAAACUUUUACAUUGCAUGGCGAAAACUACCAUUUGAUGGGCAGUAUGAAACCAAAUUUGGGAGAUCUGGCUAAGUUUUCUCAGCUAUACAUCGUCGACAUUGAUUCCGAGGUUGAUAAUAGAGACUCGGUUAUGAGGUAUAUACAAUAACCUCCAGCUAUUUGAUAAUAUUUAUCUGAUCCUUACGUGUAUAAUGAUACAAUGAUGUUUACUUUUUUCAGCAAGUAUAACUCGGAAGCGGAUAAAAGAAAAAAGUCUGACUUGCGAAAAAAGAUUAUUGAGGAUAUUAUCAAAGUUCUUGACGAUGUUAAUCCCUAUGUGCAUCAGUUUCGACAGGCACGUGAAAGAUUGACCAUGGAACCCAGUGAAAAGUUUCAUAUGAGGAUUGUGAGUAAUCGUGAGAAAGAUGGACGGACUUAUGAUACUCCAACUGCGUCAGAAGUUGCUGCUCUCAUUCCUGGGGACUUCAAUUUAGAGAUGGACAGGCGUGACAUUGUUUUAGAAGAGAAGCAAACGGGAUGGUUGAAAAGAAUUAGUGAGAUACAUCCUUCUUAUCUUGCACUUCAGUACCCUCUUAUAUUUACCUAUGGAGAAGAUGGAUUCAGACUCGGAAUACAAAAAAGGGAUUCUCCUCAAACAGAAAAACUAAAGCGAAAGGAUAUAAGUAUGAGACAGUGGUUUGCCUAUCGUUUAUUUGAGAGGGAUGGCGAGUGUCAGACUCUUUUGCACUCAAGGAGAUUAUUUCAACAGUUUUUGGUUGAUGCAUUCACCACUAUUGAGACAAAUCGGCUAUGUUAUUUGAAGCUGAACCAAAAAUGUUUGAGGUCUGACACCUAUGACUCGAUUAAACAGGCACAAAACGAAGGGAAAGUUGAUAUGAAUGAUCAAGGUGCUCGAUUCUACUUGCCUGCUUCUUUCACUGGUUCGCCAAGAUACAUGAAGAAUAACUAUCUAGAUGCAAUGGCCAUUUGCAAACACUUCGGUUUCCCUUCUCUGUUCAUCACCUUUACUUGCAAUCCGAAAUGGCCGGAAAUCACAAGGUAUCUGGCACAGCGGGAUUUGAAUACAGAUGAUAGACCAGAAAUAAUUUCUCGAGUAUUCAAGAUGAAGUUGGACUCUCUUAUGAUAUCUCUAACCGACAAUGAGAUACUUGGAAAAACGGUGGCAUCAAUGUAUACUGUUGAGUUUCAGAAACGUGGCUUGCCGCAUGCUCACAUAUUGUUAUUCAUGCACCCCAGUUCUAAAAUUACUACUACCGACCAUAUUGACCAGAUAAUUUCAGCAGAAAUUCCUGACAAAUCUGAGGAUCCAGAGCUAUAUGAAGUUGUUAAAGACAUGAUGAUUCAUGGUCCUUGUGGUGUUGUCAAUAUGAAAUCACCGUGUAUGGAAAAUGGGAAGUGUUCAAAACUAUUUCCAAAGACGUUUACAGAAAGAACUACUGUUAAUAAAGAGGGGUUCCCAGUCUACAGGCGACGGGAUAAUAACCAUUUUGUUGAGAAGAAAGGUUUCAAGUGUGACAACAGAUACGUUAUACCAUAUAACAGAACUCUGUCUCUUAUGUACAGGGCUCAUAUUAAUGUAGAGUGGUGCAAUCAAUCUGGCUCUAUAAAAUACUUAUUCAAGUAUAUCAACAAGGGACAAGAUCGAAUGACUGUUACGGUUGAAGCACCAAAAGAAGGAGGAUCUACUGAGGCUGAUGGGCCCAAUAAGGAAGCACCAGAAAAGAAAAAUGAAAUCAAAAACUUCUUUGAUGGCAGGUACUUUUUAUUGUAUAUGUUUAUUCAAUUUUGUCACUCAAUAACACGCUAUCUUUUUAUCUACUUUUACAUAACAUUUUAUUUAUUUUUCAGAUACGUCUCUUCAUGUGAAUCUUCGUGGAGAACUCUAAAGUUUCCUAUUCAUUAUAGAUCAGUGCCCGUUGAGAAAAUUCAGUUUCAUUUACCAGGAAAGCAGAUUAUUGUCUUUAAGGAUGACGACACAUACGAGGAAGUUACAAGUAGGGUGCUGAUUCAGGAUACCUAUCUUCUGGCCUGGUUUGAGUUGAACAAGAUAAGUGCAGUUGCUAGAAAGUUAACUUUAGCUGAAAUUCCAACAAAGUUUAUUUGGAACAAAAAAGAGAGAAAACUGCAAGAAAGAAAGAGAGGUUUCAGCAUUGGGAGAAUUAAUUAUGCACCUAAGAAGAUUGAGGAAGCAUAUUAUCUACGUGUGUUGCUGAAUAUUGUGCGUGGACCAACAUCCUUUGAAGACAUAAGGACAUUUAAAAAUGUGAUCUACCCUACCUUCAAAGAAUGCUGUUUUGCUCGUGGGCUAUUAGAAGAUGAUCAAGAGUACAUUGAUGAUAUUGUUAGGUCAAGCUAUACGAGCACUGCAUCCUGUCUCCGACAUGCAUUUGCUAUCAUGCUCAUGUCCAUGACUUUAUCUAUGCCAGAGAAAGUUUGGGAAAAUACAUGGGAGUUCCUUUCAGAAGACAUACAAUAUAGGCAGCGGAAACAUUUUAAUCGACCAGGAUUAUGUCUUAGCGAUGCCGAAAAAAAAGAAGGUGCCCUAUUGGAGAUUGAAAAAAUACUGAAAAGCAAUGGUACUUCAUUGUCAAAUUGGAAACAGAUGCCACAGCCCUUUCGUGAUGUUACUGAUUAUCAGAAUGUUUUGAUUCUUGAUGAGCUGAGCUACAACCGUGAUGAACUAAGGGUUGAACACGAUAGGGACAUCCUAAAGAUGACGGAUGAGCAGAGGAAGAUUUACGAAGAGAUUAUGGAAGCAGUCAUUGAAAAAAAAGGUGGAAUAUUUUUUGUUUAUGGAUUUGGUGGAACCGGAAAAACUUUUUUGUGGAGAUUACUAUCUGCUGCUAUUAGAUCCAGGGGUGAGAUUGUGUUGAAUGUUGCCUCAAGUGGUAUUGCAUCGCUUCUGUUACAAGGGGGGAGGACUGCACAUUCUAGAUUCGGUAUACCAAUCAAUCCUGAUGAGUAUUCUCUGUGUAAUUUGCCACCAGGGUCUGAUCCUGGUAAUUUGGUUAAAGAAGCCUCACUGAUUAUAUGGGAUGAAGCACCGAUGAUGAGUAAACAUUGUUUCGAGUCAUUGGACAGAAGCUUAGCUGACAUUAUGAGAUGUAAAGAAAAAAAGCCAUUUGCUGGGAAAGUAGUUGUAUUGGGUGGUGAUUUCAGGCAAGUUCUUCCGGUUAUUAAUGGUGGAUCAAGAACUGAAAUAGUGCUGAAUUCUCUAAAUUUUUCCUAUCUCUGGAAACACUGUAAAGUUCUCAAACUAACCAAGAAUAUGAGAUUGUUGUCUACCAAUAUGACUGCAGAAGAGUUGAAAGACCUUGAAGCAUUUUCCCAAUGGAUAUUGGAUGUUGGGGAUGGAGUUGCUGGUGAGCCCAAUGAUGGUGAUGCACUAAUCACUAUUCCAGAUGAGUUUCUGAUUAUGGAUGCAAACGAUCCUAUAGAAUCAAUCAGCAAAGAAGUGUACGGAGAUGCAACAGCUCUACAGGAGCAGAAAGAUCCUAUUUUUUUUCAAGAGAGAGCAAUUCUAUGCCCGACAAACGAGGACGUUAACAACAUAAAUCAGCAUAUGUUGGAUAAACUAGAAGGUGAGGAGAGAACAUAUUUAAGCUCUGACAGCAUAGACCCAUCUGAUCAGCGAUCUGUCAAUGAUCAAGCUCUCACACCAGAUUUUCUUAACAGUAUCAAGGCAUCAGGUUUACCUAACCACAAUCUUAGGUUGAAAAUUGGAUGCCCUAUCAUGUUGCUGAGGAAUAUCGAUCAUGUUGGAGGUUUGAUGAAUGGAACUAGAUUGCAGAUUAUAGAUAUGUCUGACUUCUGUGUCAAGGCGCGAGUAAUUACAGGAAAGAAAGUUGGGGAUGUUGUUCUAAUUCCUAGGCUGUCAAUUACUCCAUCGGAUACAAAGUUACCAUUCAAAAUGAAGAGAAGGCAGCUUCCAAUUUCUGUGGCAUUUGCUAUCACAAUUAAUAAAAGUCAGGGUCAAUCUCUCUCACAUGUUGGAAUAUUUCUACCACGCCCAGUGUUUUCUCAUGGACAACUCUAUGUUGCUAUCUCUAGGGUUACAUCCAAGAAAGGUUUGAAGAUUUUGAUUGUUGAUGAGGAUGGAAAUCCUCAAAAACAAACAAAAAAUUUGUUUUCAAAGAGAUUUUUGAAAAUCUCUGAGUUUGAUUUAAUUUCAUACUAUGUUUGUUUUUUUAUUCAAUUUUCAAAAUUGUUGUUCACUACAUUUAAGUGUGUGAUUAUCGCUCAGGAAUUAUUUUUAACUUUAGUAAGAGUUCGUAAUGAAAAUAACAUGUAUCAUAAACUAAAGCAAAUAUGACGAUCAUGUCAAGCUAUUCUAAAAUUUUUAAUCUGUUCUAUUAUAGUAUUGAUACUACGAAUUGAGUUUUU
Molecule: messenger RNA, 5291 nt
Organism: Raphanus sativus (radish)
Lineage: Eukaryota; Viridiplantae; Streptophyta; Magnoliopsida; Brassicales; Brassicaceae
Biological process (GO): telomere maintenance; DNA repair
Molecular function (GO): DNA helicase activity
Source: RefSeq, a predicted model, not a curated record